Molecule: messenger RNA, 3858 nt
Organism: Zootermopsis nevadensis
Lineage: Eukaryota; Metazoa; Arthropoda; Insecta; Blattodea; Termopsidae
Source: RefSeq, a predicted model, not a curated record
UCCAUGGUGCGCUCUUUCAGGGAGAACCUGUGUUUAGGAAUCUCACCAGUGACUGCCAAUACCAGUUCCUUUGGAAGACAAGUGUAACUUGUCCACCAUUUACAAAAUUCAUGUCUGUCAGUGAGGGGCAGUGCAUACUGAACAAUGAACAGAUGAAUGCAAGAAUGGACCUCAAGAAACUUGGACAACAUGGUGUGAUGCAGGUUCAGGAUUACUCCAUGAACCUGUGCAGUUUAAGGACCAUCACGCACAUCACCAAUAACAAAUCGUAUGGUACAUUAACCAGUGUGGAGUUUGACUAUCAGCAGAAACAAGUGCGCCUGCUGUUCAGCAUGGGAGCCAACUGCACUGUCACAGAGAGGUACAAGUCACAGUUAUUGUUGAAUUGCGAUGAAGAUGCAGGCUCCCGUGAACCAAGGGUGCUGAUGGAGAACGACUGUGGGGUUGUGAUUGAAUGGCUGAAUGCCAAUGUCUGCGACGUGCUGGUCCCCUCAAGCGUUCACACAACGCUGCGCUCUGAGUCCACUUCAGGCAGUUCAGUGGGUCUGGUGGUAGGCCUGAUUAUCCUGGCGGCUGUCCUGUGUUUGUUGGUGCUGCAUUUCAGAAAGCCAGCCAAUCGCAGCCAACUGAGGAGCUGGGUGUACUCGUUCCUCGGCAUGAGGCGGCACAACGGACAGUUUCACUACUCUCUGCUAGAGGCAGCCGACGAAGCCAGCCAGCUGCUGGUGAGUCACGUGGAUGGGCAAGAGUCCGAUAGUGACGAUGAGCUGUUAAGAAUGUGAGGAGUCAACUCUGAGUGUUGGCUUAAUCUCUAUCAAUCUGUGUUAGUUCAUAUUGUGCAUAAAUGUCAGGUUUGUAAGAGAACCUCCAGUAAUAGCCAAAAUUGUUGAACUGCUACUUAGUUUUGUUGCACUUUGUUAGCUUUGACGUUGAUUUUGAUGAUAUGCAGUGCCUUGUUGAUGUCUACUCUUUUUUGUGUGGCUUCCCUUUGUCAGUGAUUCAGACAGCUACUGACAUGUAACUAAGAAUGUCUGGCCCAACUAAAUUAAGAUAUUGCUCAGUUUGAAUUUUUUUUAAAAAAAAGAGGAUAUUUUAUAAAAUUUCGGGGUGAUUCUGGGCACUUACCUUUUACCUGUGUUCAGGGGAUCAGCAAGUUUGACGCGAAGCAUUCGUUUCAAAGCAUUCAAAUUUAGCAAACGGUGUUCGCAUUUCGUGCAUGAUAUUUGUUUCUUCUGAGUUGCUAAAUAUAACCUCAAGACAGUUCCAGCAUCAUGACGCCUCGGAAAAUAUACUGAACCAAAUUUACAUCUCUGCUGUCUCAUGUUUAGUAACAAAUUAUGUACAGGGGAGUAAUUAAUUUUUAAACUCUUAACAGUAUCGUGAUUGAAGAACAAUUGGGGUUUAGAAUCGGUCUCUCAUCUGAUAAGCAUUGUACACGUUGAUAGAUGUAAUCUUGUGUGCCCUAAAUGAUAAGAUGCUUGUGGGUGGGUUAUUUUGUGACUUUUUCUAAAGUAUUUUGAGUGUAUGAAUCAUGAUAUUUUACUAUCAAAAUUAAUUCUUACUGAAUUCAAGGUAAAGCUGUGUGCAGUGGUUUAAAUCAAAGGUGUACUGCAAUUCAGGUAUGAUGGGUGGAAGUUCAAUAUUUAUUCCAAAAGUGUCAAAAAUGUGUAAGAGGUGCUGAAUAUGAUGAACCUAAACAUACAGAUCUAAACCUUCUUGACGAUGGUGACUAAUUCCUAUCUCCGGAGAUAGGGAUUAGCUCUAUCUAGUGGGCCCAGCUGUGUAGGAACCUGAAGACGGAGAUAGAGCCCCAUCUCCGAAACGUCGUUUUACAUUUUAUAUUUUACUAGACGAUGGAUAAUAUCCAGGAAAAUUUUUAUUCAAAUGACUAAACAUACAGUAUGCAAAAAGAUUUUCUAGCAAUGUGGUACGAAGUUGUUGCCAUGUCAGUCAUGUUGGUGUCAUGAGAGGCUCUGCUUAUUAUUUUAAUUAUUGGGUAGAUACAUUUAAAUCAAAUCCAGUUAAUCCAUGUCCUGGGUGUAGGAUGGACUCCAUAACUUGAGGAUAGGAGUGUUUUUAUUGCAGCAUGUGGUCAGAUGACGUGUGUCUCAUAGUGAAGAGAAUACAAGUGAAUUUUUUAAAAAGGAAAUAUCCUGCUUUUAUUUACAUUCGCGUAAUAUGCUGUGCUGACAAGUGGGUCCAAAGAGUUACCUGUUCAGCAGAGAUAUCAUUGUAUAUAAUGGAAGAAUGAACAUUUUAAUGGAACUUCGUAUGUAUAUUGGUUAAAUACUUGUAAAUUUUAAAAUUCUGUAUGUGCUACAUAAAUUGAACAAACCAGUAAUAAGCUUCUAUGAUUAUUAGUAACAUGUAUGUAUGUUUAUGUAGAACAUAUACAUUGCUUUCAGUAUUAUGCUGGUAUAUUCACUUUACUUCAGCAAAACAGUAUCAUUAACCCUGUAAAUCGCAGUUGGAACUGCAUAUACCACCUUCUUUAACAACUGUGCAUUUUGUAUGCAUGGGUUUUCCCUAUUAACAACGAUCAUUUCCUUGAACAGCAUUAACCAAUUGAUCUUUGUAAUGGUAAAAUGUUGUUUUCUCUUAGUGGUUUGGACUGAAUUCUUAAAUAUUAUUUAGAUGAGCUGUAGAUUUGAAAGGUUAAUUGGUUAUGCCUACAUUCAUGGGUUGGGUAUUAACACAUGCCUGCAACAUCCUGUCUCAAUAUCUGCUUUGUUUUGUAAUGAAACUAACCCUAUUUAUUAAACAAAUCAUUUUUAUAUUGCAGUGAAGAAAAUAACUUUACGAGAAGAAUGUGACUUGGUGCAAUUUUUUUUCCAGAAUAAAAUAAUAUGCUGUCAUUCAUUAAGAUGGUCUUAACCCUUUAUAAUAAAAAUUGUACUUCUGUACUCUUCUCUGUUUACUUUUCUAAAUAUCUUUUAAACUGGUUUUCCAGUUAUAUAUAAAAGUAUAUGGAAAAUAAAAAAAUGACUGUAUUACACAAAGAAUAAAAUUGUCUUGCAAACAUAAAGGUCCUGAAGAUGGCUAUCUUCUGGAUUGUAGCACCAUGCAGUGUGGUAGAAUUUUACAGAAGUUUCAGAGGUAUUUAAAAGUACCAUAUCGAGAAAAGGUGGCUGAUGCUUUCAAUAAUUUGUUUGUAACAAUAGCCAAAUGUUUAAAUUUAUAUAAAGUGAGAAAAGAAGAUGCAAUAUUACUUUUAAAACAUUCAUUUCCCAGUAAAUUCCUUGGUAUUAAAAUUAUUACAACCACUGGUGCUGAGAUAAGAAUUGUAUUCCUUUAAAUAAAAACCUCAUCAGGUUAUGAUGAAAUAACAAGUAAAAUUCUAAAAGCUUAUUCAUAUGUACUUCAUUGUCCAUUAAGGUAUACCUGUAAUUGCUCACUAUGUACAGGUAUUUUCCCUGAUUGUCUUAUAAUUUUCAUUAGUAAACUACCGUUCAAGAAAGGUAGCAUAAGAAGGUAUCGAUCCAUUUACUAUUGUUAACAGUUAUAACUUUUUUUAAGUUCUUCAGGCCUUGUACAAUCGUUUCUGCCAUCACAUGCAUAAAAACAGCAUAUGGAAGCAGAAGAUGUAUUAAAAUUUGUUCAUAAAAAUUGUUGAGGAAUAUUCUGUGAUUUAGCUAAGAGUUUGACUAUGUUAACCAUUAAAUUUUGAAUUAAAUAUACAGGGACAUUAUCUGACUAGUUCAGAUCCUGUUGCCCAGAUAAAAAAAGGAGCAAAUGAAAUAAUCAAAUGCAACUCAUAAUUUUUUCUCAAACAUGGGGACGAAUAAAACGCGGCAUUCUUAACUUGCCAUAAAUACUUUAUUACGCAGUUCAUAAAUAAAUAAAAAUUCAGCAUGUUGA